Molecule: messenger RNA, 6008 nt
Organism: Mercenaria mercenaria
Lineage: Eukaryota; Metazoa; Mollusca; Bivalvia; Venerida; Veneridae
Product: toll-like receptor 4
Exons: 1
Coding region: 140-2725 (861 amino acids)
Biological process (GO): toll-like receptor signaling pathway; immune response
Cellular component (GO): membrane
Molecular function (GO): protein binding; transmembrane signaling receptor activity
Source: RefSeq, a predicted model, not a curated record
UUAGUGAAAGGAAAUUGAAAUUUUCAUUAAGGACUUCUACUUAUUAUUAUCACAUGUUUAAAGCGUGUUGUGUUAAGUUACGAAGUUAACAACUCUACAUCAUUUGUGAGCAUUUUCAUUUUGUAUUCUUUAAUUCAACAUGAAACGGCUAGGAGUUUUGUUUUUGGCUAUGCUUGGAAUUUGUGUGGCAAGUUCACCUUGUGGACCAGGAGGAAAAUGUGAUUGCUCUAAUUACACUCAAACUGCCACUGAAAUGAGAUGCUCAAUACAACUGGAGUUAAAAACAAUAUGUGCAUCUCUUGCAAAUGAUACACUUCAUAAAGUAACAAGACUUACGUCUUCUAAGUUAAAUGAUACAAACUUAACAACUGAUGAUUUAACAGGCUGCGAGUCGCUGCAAGAAUUAUGCCUAACAAAAAACGCUUUAGAGCACAUACAGGAGCAUGCUCUGUGGAAUAUGUCUAAACUUACGCACCUUGAUCUUAGUUUAAAUAAUUUGGAUGUAUACAGAAAUGGACCUAGGUAUGAGUUUUGGCUCCCGGCUAACCUGCGCAUUUUGAAGCUUAACGGAAAUAUUCCAAACAAUAUUGACACGAAUCUUCUGAAUUAUCCAGUUUUUUAUCCGUCUAAUGUGUUGCGAGAACUUUACUUGGACGGUCUACCGAACAAAGAUUUCGAUGUGUUUAGAGGGGAUCCGAAUCUGUUACAGGGUGUGACAGUAUCAGGAAUGUCCGGAUAUUGCAGUCUAUCUCAAGUUACUCAUAGUACUUUCGGAGCACUACUGAACUUAACAUUUUUGAAUAUUACUUCCUGUAAAAUUAGUAUGUUCGAAUUUGGAGCUGUAAAAGAAUUGAAGAAAUUAGAAGUGCUCGAUAUAUCCUAUAACAAACAACUUGGUUUGAAAGCGUUAGAAAAUAUUUCAUAUGGUCUACAAUUCACAAAUAUCAAAUCAUUUAACUUCUCACAUGCUGACAACAAGUUUGGACCAGCAAGAACAGUAGAAAAACGUGACUUGUGUUAUUUAUGGAAUACUUCAUUACAAGAGUUGGUUAUGGAAGGUAACAGGAUCCAAAUGGUUGAAUCUAAUGGUUUAAUUCUGAUACCCUCUAGUCUGAAUAUCCUGCGUAUAGGUUACAACAGGCUGACUAUAGCUAUGUAUAUUAUGCAAGUUGGAUGUCUGGGCAAAUUAACGGACUUACACAGUGGAUUCCUUGACGUGUCAGCUUUCCAUGAACAGCCUUUAGAAGUAAUAGAAAACAUCUCAAAGGAUGAAGAAGAUUGUAGGGGAAAUCAGACUUCUGCCUGUCCGUUCAUGUCAGAUACUUACUUGAAAAAUAUUUCUUCAGGUAAACAGAAUUGUUUAUUUUAUGACGGGAGUACUAUUCCUUUGUCUAUCCCGAAGCAAAUAAAAAAUAUAUACUCUCCCCAAUGUGGCUUUGUUUCGGCGUUGAUUUCAAUAUUGAAUCAUGCAAGCUCUUUAGAUUUGCCAAUAGAACGACUUGAUGUAUCUGGAAACAAAAUUUAUCGUAUUUCAUCUAUAAACAUCAAAUUUGAGCAAAUGAAGCAUUUAGAUAUAUCCGAUAACCACUGCAGAUCACUAGCACCUCGUACUGGGCUAAGUGUUCCAAAUCUAGAACAGCUACACAUGCAGAAGAACCUUUUAGGAUUUUCUAUAUCAGAACACCACUUUACGUAUUUCGGAAACCUUCGCGUGCUUAACCUAUCCGAUAAUGUACUGCAGAAUCUUCCGGAACAUGUAUUCUUUAACUUAACAAAGUUAGAGGUACUUGACCUCAGUUAUAAUAAGAUACAAAACUGGACAGCUGAUGUAAGCGCGUUGAAAUCUCUUAAACAUCUCAAUUUGAGUAACAACGUAAUUGGAUAUUUGCCACCCUCUUUAACGACUAAUUUCGAGAAAAGACCUGACUUCAGUGUGGAUUUGCAAAAUAACACAAUCCAGUGUGCCUGUGAAUAUAAAGAUUUUCUUUUUUGGCUGGUUAGACAUAAAGAUAAUAUGGUAGGAUAUGAAAAAUAUAUAUUUUAUGAUGUAGAUAACGCACGAGAACUUAAUGUGAAUCAAUUUGAAUACAAAGUAUCGUAUUUAAACAAAUAUUGUGGAUCUUACACAGUUUUUAUUGUUGUGGCAUCUUUGUUCAUAACGUCCUUCCUGUUCGUCAUCCUAGGUGGUAUAGCGUACAAAACCCGAUGGCAAAUACGGUAUUUUGUUUACAUCACGAAAAGAAGGUAUUUCUCGUACAAGAAGGUUCCGAAUGAAAAUACAGAGGAAAUAUUUAAGUACGAAGCUUUUAUUUCAUACGCUGAGGACAACAACCAUUUUAUAGCAGAAGAACUUAUACCAAAGCUUGAGCAACAAGGGCUGUCUUUAUGCGUCCAUCAAAGAGAUUUUGUGCCCGGUCGGUCAGUGAUAGACAAUAUUGUUGGUGCUAUUCAAAACAGCAGAAAGACAGUGGUGAUAUUGAGCCGCGAAUUCAUCAACAGUAGGUGGUGUAUGUAUGAAUUUCAAAUGGCUCGUAUGGAAAGUAUUUAUUCACGUGACGAGAAAGGUUGCCUACUGAUCGUAAUGAAAGACAAAAUUCAAAUCGAAGAGAUGCCUCUGGAAAUGAUCAACUGGAUACGGUAUGAAUCUUACCUGGAAUAUACGGAGCAAACCGAAGGCGAACUUUUGUUUUGGCAAAAACUUAUUGAAUCAUUGAAAGAUAUGUAGUUGUUAUAUAUACGUGUGUAUAAACUUGUUCUGGGAAAUAUAUCCAUAUCUUAUUUUCUCUUUUUAAGUGUAUUUUUAUAAGAAUUUCCAUUUUUAAAAUUGUUCUUCAUUCCGCUUUAGUUAUAGUCCAGCAACAGGGAAAUUAUGUUACAACUGCAAAAUAUCUUUGCAUUUUUGUUCACUAUUCUUUUGUCCCGUUACUGAGUUCUCAGACACUGUAAGUUCAAUGAGUUAACAAUUUUAUCUUCAGUUAAGAAUAAUACAGUCUGCAUUAUCUACAUAUUUUCUUUGGACUGGUCAUCUAAAUAGUUUUAGUGGAACUAUUUUCGUAUAGACUGUUCCUGUGUGCACUACAGAAAAAAAAAAAAAAUAAUUGACAGUCUUUUUGAUGUGAACCAUUAUAGGACAGGAAACCAGAGUAUGUUUUCUAAUCUAUUUAGCUGUGUACAUGUUGGCAUGACAAUUUCUGUGACAACUUAAGUUUGCGGGUUUUUUUUUUUUUAUUCUCUCAUGAUGUCUUUAGAAAAAAUUGUAAUUACUUUUGCAGUGUUUAUAUUUUCAAAUGAUUUUUGGUAUGUUUUGCAAAGUCUAUUUCUGUUGCAACAAAUACUGCAUUUCAGACAUAUUCACAAUUUCGUUGCCUUUAAAAUUCUUGCACCUUUCUCAUAUAAAGUUUUUAGGAUGUUUGUUGCGGGGAAUACAAAUACCAUUUAUUAUUUAACCAUAUGUACAUACUUUUAGCUUCUGACUUAGGUAUCAAAUCCACAAAUAAAUAACAUUUCAAUCCCUGUUCAUCUCAUGUUUUUGGAUAUCAUUUGAAAAAGUUGUGUCUCCUGAACGACCAUAAUAAUAUGCACGAAUCACUGCAGUCAUGUUUUUUUUUACUGCAAAAUGAUAAAUCUUACACUGUAAUAACCGGAUUUCUGUUGAAGUAUCAUUGAAAAUUUCUAUAACAUAUUUUUGUCACGUAAUUUAUAUUUUAUUUUUCAGUAGACAAUACACUUUCAAAUGCUGCAAAAAGUAUAAUGAGCUUACCAGGCAUCAAUAUUUGAUAUAUUUUAAUAUCGCUGUUAUUUGGAACUUACUUAUUUGUAGACCGGAUACCUUAAAAUCCUUUCGUACUUAUGCUUAAUAUGCCGGUAAGAUUAGUAUAUCUUUAUUCAUGUUCUAUGUACAUAAUAAAGGUAGACAUUUUAAAUCAUUAUGUUAGAUGACUAUGUAUAAGAAUGGCUAUAGCCAACUGCUAUUCUCGUUUAGUAAAGUGAUUAUUAUCACACCUUUAACAAGUUUGUUUGCUCAUAUCGUUGAACAGAAAUGUACAAAUCGUACUCGCGCACAAAUCUCAAAAUCGUUACAUCUUUUCGUGUUGUUGUUACUUUAAUGACAAACUUGUGUAUUUUCCUUGAUUUUUGCCAGAGUAUUUGCUUUUAUUUUAUCACCAACACUAAAAAAAGUGAAAGAGAGUGCAUCUGCAAUGGAUAUUUUUACAGCAACUCUCUUUAAAGCGAACGUUGAAACUAAACAAAAGAAACUUUGUUUAAACAUCACGUGAAUUUGAGCAUGAUAUUGUCACACACUGAAAUUGAUGUGAUGUUUAUUUGAGCCGCGCCAUGAGAAAACCAACAUAGUCCGCGCAGUCUGGUCUGUAUCCAUGCUGUUCGCUUUCAACGCCUAUUUGAAUUAGAGAAACUGUUAGCGAACAGCAUGGAUCCUGACCAGACUGCGCGGAUGCGCAGGCUGGUCUGGAUCCAUGCUGGUCGCAAAGCCACUAUGUUGGUUUUCUCAUGGUGCGGCUCAUUUUAUUCUGUCGAAAACUACGUAGAUAACAUAAUCAACUGUUCGGUUCUAUUUAAAAAAAUUUAAGGCAAAAUUGUCAUUAAAAUAAGGAAAUAUUUGCCUUCGUAGGAGUGAUGUUAAUGGCACAGAUACUCGGGGGUAAGGUCCCGCUCUCAUCCGUCCUCGCCAUCUGUUGGCCAGUAUUUUUUUAGCAUUUUAAAACGAACUGAGCAUAUGAUGAUAUCAAAAACCAUGUUUUGUUAGAAUUCUAGCGUGACUGAAUGCUUAAUGUGCAAUGUGAGACUUUGGUCAGUUAUCUCCCUUUCAUACUAUCUAGAGUAAGUAGAUCCUUUCAUUUGGAUUUCUCUGUUGUUAUCGCUAUUUUAUUUGUAACAAUAUGAUGUAAAUGAAGCUAAGUUAUUGAUCAUCAUGUCUAUUGGUUUAAGAAUGUCUUUAGCUACAUAUUCUAUAAACACACAUUAUCUUAAUUUUGACAUUUCAGACAUUCAAUUUUACAAAUAUGCAAGAUAUCUGAUAUCUCACAGAUAAAACAGCGAUAAAGUCAGAGGAUUCCAAAUGAUAGGACCAACUAACAACCUUAUUAUCUCGGACAUAAUCCAAUAAGGGUGACAAUUUGAAACUCACUAAAGUCCCUCAUUGGCAAUUCAAACGCUUCUCUGUGCCUCAUACCCGCUUUAUAUAGCAUAUGCCACAGGUACAAGAUUGUAUCUCUCACUUUCCUACAUUGUUCAUGUAAAGAACAUUGAUGGUAAAAUGUGCAUUUCUAAAACAUGCUAAAAUCGAAACAAAACAUUGUCUGUGUUCUCUGUCUAAGCGCAGUUUGUUUUACAAUGCGAACAGUUGACAGAGACAGAUGAGAGAUAGCGACACGGGGCCCUGGCCCCAAGUGUUUGUGUCCACUGAUGUAAAGAGAUGGACCAAUCAUGACAAUCGGCAAUUUUCGUAAAAUUACGUAAUCUCCCGAUGCUACUUCGGCAUUCUCCGGCUGCUAAUGUAGCUUGUAUGAGCAACCAUACGGAGAAUGCCGAAGUAGCAUCGGGAGAUAACGUAAUCACACAGAAAUAACCGAUUUUCAUCACGGGUCCAUUACCUUAAGUUAUACUGUAUUGCAUAAACGAAAACUGCGUAAAUGCAUCAUAUGAUAAAUUCGAUUGUUUGAACACUUCAAUACAUCCUUCAGAAGUACUUAGAAGAUUCAGUUGCACUUAACAUUUUCGUUUUAUCAAUUAUCAUAUGACAAUCAUACUUCAUGAUAUAGUUAAGUACAUGUUGAGUGUGUUGUGAUUAGAUAUGGUACUUUUGUUUGUAUUUUCGGGAAGAUGUGACAUGCCAUUAUUGUAUUGCGGUUGUCUGGUUAUAAUUUGUGUAUGAAUUACGUUAGCAUGUGUAAAGUGGGAAAAAUAAAAAUUCUCCUCUACGCGUGCUUUUGAAAGAAACUGUAUUUUUAAAACAUAUUAAUAUUCAAAGUAUUAAAACAAACAAUUUA